AUGAAGCCUGCUGCCACCUAUGAGCUGCUGGUGGAUGGUGUUGGGCAGUGGGAUUUUACUGGAAAUUUUGUUCCUUGUGAGCUGUUGCUCACAGGAGACGCUGCAUUCCCGGUGUUGGUAAGCCCUGAGAAGCAGGUACUGAUCGCUGUUUCUCACUAUGGGAAGGGACGGAUGGUGGUCGUUUCUCACGAGGAAAUCCUGAAGAAUCCCAACUUUUCCCAGUUCCUUAGGAACGCGGUGGACUGGCUCAGACCCUCCCCAGAGGUGCAGGUUGGAAUCCAUAGGAGCCUGGAUCCUCUCUCUCAGCUGCUUCUAAGGUCCAGCACUAAAGUGCAGCCUGGCGUGGGGCUCAGUGCCUCUCUAGGGGUGUACUGUACAGAUGCCUAUGACGACGCUCAGGCAGAGGAGCUGGUCCACUUUGUAAAGGGAGGUGGGGGCCUGCUCAUCGGUGGUCAGGCCUGGUACUGGGCUAGUCAACACGGUGCGGAGAAGGUGCUGUUUGAAUUCCCUGGGAACCGAGUGACCAGCGUGGCUGGCGUGUACUUCACCGGCAAUACAGUGGGGCCAGGGAUCUUCAAAGUCUCGGGAAAGAUCCCAAAGAUCCCCUUGAUUGUCCCGCACGGGGCUAAUCUCAGCCAGGAUGUAGAGCUUCUCCUCAAUGGUGUGUCGGAACUGGAUAUAGUGACCGGCGGGGUGCCCUCCCCACUGCUGGUGCAUGGGGUGCUGGCCUUCCCCCUCGGCCUGGACAGCUCCCACCGCUGCUUCCUUGCUGCAGCGCGCUAUGGCCGGGGCCGGGUGGUGGUGGCUUCUCAUGAGGGCCAGCUGUGUGCCCGAAAGCUGGCAGGGUUCCUGCUCAAUGCUGUACACUGGUUGGACGCUGGGAGGCAGGGGCUGGUUGGGGUUGCUGCCCCCCUGAAGGGGCUGUGUUCCCUGCUGUCCCAGGAGGGCCGGAAGUACCGGGUAUCAGCGCUGACGGGCGACAUGAGCGUCUACUGCUGCCCUUCUCACAGCGACCAAGAGACAGAGAAGAUCCAGGCCUUUGUGGCGGAGGGGGGAGGGCUGCUGAUUGGGGGGCAGGCCUGGUACUGGGCUUCCCAAAAUCAAGGCCAAGCUGCCGUUGCCGGAUACCCUGGCAACAAAAUCCUCAACCGCUUUGGGAUCAGCAUCCUGGGCAUGACCCUCAAGGCAGAUAAAUACGCAGCACUGCUACCGGGGGAGCUUCCCCGUCACUACCACUUCCGUCAGGCACUCUCCCUCUUCCAGAGGCAUGUGGACAAGGAGGAGGCACUCAGAGCUCCCCUGGCAGACUGGCUGCAUAGACUAGGGCAGGACUGUUCUGCCUUCCUGAAGAUCCCAGCUGAAGACUGCCCUGCGUACUCCUCACUCCACCGCAUCCUGCUCAAAGUGCUGCGCAGAGGUGGGAUCCCGCAGGUCAGCAAGACGAACCCAAUCAAGAGCAACUCCAAGGAGGCAGCUCUGCUGUGCCUGGCCACACAGCUGUCCCAGACCAUGACGGACUGUGCUGUCCUGGUGCAGAAACCCACCGAUGGGGUCUGCAUGCUCCCGUCCAGCUCUCCUAUCACCCUGGAAAUCGAUGGCACAAAUACAGGUGGGACAGCAUGGAUGAGUACAGGACUUUACCUACCUGAUGGGAACACGGCAGUGAUAACGUUUCCUUGCAUGGCGACCAGUGCUGGUCUGCAGGUGCAGAUCGGGUGUCACUCUGAUGACCUCACCGCUGCAAAGGAGCUGAAACGGGCCCCCAUGGUGAUACGCAAGUGCCAGGUCAGCUGCCAGAAGCAGUCAGUCUCCUGCCUCUGGGGCGGCCUCAUUUACAUCCUCGUGCCAGGGGGAAGCCAGCUGGGCAAAGUGCCCAUCACUGUGGAAGGGGCAGUCAAGGUUCCCUACUUCAGACUGGGAGAGACCUGUAAAUGCCAGUGGCUGGCCAGCAUCCGGCACUACCCUGCUCCCUGGGCCGAACUAGCUACUGAGAACAUUAUUCUGACUGUGCCUGCUGACACCAUCCGCCAUAUAGAGAACCCAGAGCCUCUUCUGACCCUCUGGGACCAGAUCAUGCUGGCUAUAGCUGAGUUGGCAGCAGCACCAGUGAAGUUCCCAAGGCCAGAGAGGAUUGUAACAGACGUCCAGAUCUCAGCUGGCUGGAUGCACGCUGGCUACCCCAUCAUGGGCCACCUGGAUUCGGUGAAGGAGAUGGUGAAUGUGGAACACAUGCGAGCCACUGGCCUGUGGGGCCCCAUCCACGAGCUGGGACACAACCAGCAGCGGGCAGGCUGGGAAUUCCCCCCUCACACUACUGAGGCCACCUGCAACCUGUGGUCUGUCUAUGUGCAUGAGAAGGUGCUGGGGAUCCCCAGGGACAGGGCCCACCAGGCUCUCCAGCCACCGUGUCGGAAGCAGAGGGUCACAGGUUAUCUGGAGAAAGGGGCUCAGCUGAAGGACUGGAGCAUGUGGACUGCGCUGGAGACGUACUUGCAGCUGCAGGAGGGCUUUGGCUGGGAACCCUUCAUCCUCCUCUUCUCUGACUACCAGAAAAUGUCCAAUAUCCCCAAGGACAACCCCUCCAAGAUGAACCUGUGGGCUGAGAAAUUCUCUCGGCAGGUGAACAAGAAUCUGGCUCCUUUCUUUCUGGCCUGGGGCUGGCCUAUCAAGGAAGAAGUCUCCUUGGAACUGGCUUCUCUACCAAACUGGGAGGAGAACCCAAUGAAGCUAUACAGACCUGGGAAGAAAUAA
Molecule: messenger RNA, 2751 nt
Organism: Emys orbicularis (European pond turtle)
Lineage: Eukaryota; Metazoa; Chordata; Testudines; Emydidae
Product: TRPM8 channel-associated factor 2-like
Exons: 7
Coding region: 1-2751 (916 amino acids)
Biological process (GO): positive regulation of protein targeting to membrane
Cellular component (GO): plasma membrane
Molecular function (GO): transmembrane transporter binding
Source: RefSeq, a predicted model, not a curated record